Panicum virgatum (switchgrass) is the source of this 447-nucleotide messenger RNA. RefSeq names its product epoxide hydrolase A-like. NCBI's taxonomy places the organism in Eukaryota, Viridiplantae, Streptophyta, Magnoliopsida, Poales, Poaceae. The record is from RefSeq and is a predicted model, not a curated record. Bases 1 to 447 code for a protein of 148 amino acids. Gene Ontology annotation, molecular function: hydrolase activity. The transcript has 2 exons.
AUGGCCGAGCGAGGCUGCUUGCGUGGUGACCGGAUCGGAGUAUCCUCUGCAACCGCUUCACCUCCGAGGCGGCCGGCGGCGGCGGCGGACGAGGAGCCGCUCCCGCCGUGGCUGACGGAAGCGGACGUGGACCGGUUCGCGUCGGAGUUCGAACGGACGGGGUUCACGGGCGGCAUCAACUACUACCGCAACAUGGACCGGAACUGGGAGCUGGCGGCGCCGUGGGCGGACGCCAAGGUGGCGGUGCCCACCAGGUUCGUCGUCGGCGACGGCGACCUCACGUACCACUACCCGGGCAUCCAGGACUACAUCCACAAGGGCGGCUUCAAGGCCGACGUGCCGCUGCUGGAGGACGUUGUCGUCAUCCCCGGCGCCCGCAACUUCAUCCAGCAGGAGAAGGCCGACGAGGUCAGCCACCACAUCUACGACUUCAUCUCAAGGUUCUGA